Molecule: messenger RNA, 10775 nt
Organism: Bacillus rossius redtenbacheri
Lineage: Eukaryota; Metazoa; Arthropoda; Insecta; Phasmatodea; Bacillidae
Product: agrin-like
Exons: 35
Coding region: 1-6414 (2137 amino acids)
Biological process (GO): cell differentiation; multicellular organism development
Molecular function (GO): calcium ion binding; protein binding
Source: RefSeq, a predicted model, not a curated record
AUGGUAAUCGUGCUGAAGUCGACGAUGGUGAUGAACACGAGCCGGAACUCGUACAAGCUGGACUCGCCGACGGACGGCAAGCCGUACGGCUACGCGCAGUACGCGCAGUACGCGCAGUACGGACAGCAGCAGCAGCAGGCGCCACAGGAGCAGCACGCCUACAACAGCUGGUACACCGAGGCGCCCACGCUGCCCCGCUACGAGGAGACGCCCGCCGCGGGCAAGGCCUCGCCCUCGCCGGCCGGUUCCUGCCUGGCGGCGGCGUGCGUGUGCUGCCGCCGCGACGCCGCCUCCUCCACCGCCGCACGCGACCAGAACAGCGGCACGCUCUCCUCCACCGCCAACGUGCUGUCGUCCUACGACGACGACGACGGCUUCGCGCCGCCGCGCUACCGCUACCACCAGAGCGUGGUGGACGCGAGCGGCGGCACGACCGUGCUGCGGGGCGGCCCGCCCGAGGCGCCGUGCUGGGGCGGAUCCUGCUGCUCGCGCGCACCCCCGACCCAGGACGGCUCCCUGUCCGCCCCGCCCGCCCAGGGCGAGGCCUGCUGCAGCAGCUGGUGCCGCCCCACCAUCCUGCUGCUGCUGCUCGUGCUGCUGGUGGUCGUGUUCGUGCUCAUCUCCGGCAUCCUGCUCUGCUUCAACUCCCCGGACCUCCCGCCCCAGCUUCGGGCGGACUGUGGGCGCCUGGUGUGCCCCGGCGCUAGACCAGCACGCCGCCUCGCGCGCCGCGAGUGGUUCAUUGUGGCUUCACUGCCCGGCCCUGUGUCCUCGGCCACCGGCUCGCCGUGCAAAUUGCUGCGCUGGCUGUUGGCCCGUGUGGAGCGGUUCUCUCGCAAGGAACCACUCUGCCGAGCGCGGGGCUGGAUCAGCGCUUCCAGCGGCCAGUGUGAUGGAUCCCGCGCGAGCCCGCAGCAUGUGGUGCGGCAAGGCGCUUUAGAAACCAGGUGUGAUCGAGCGACAGAUAUAGUUUACAAGCCCAGGCCUCCUAUCAUCGAAGAGCCGUGCGAGAAGACGUACUGCCAGUUCGGCGCGGACUGCGUGACGCGGCCGGACGGCAGUGCGCACUGCGAGUGUCCGCUGGGGUGCCCCGCCCCAGGGGCUGGCCAGGCGACUGUGUGCGGCACUGACGGGGUCAGCUACCCCAGCCACUGCGCCUUGCGGCUGGAGGCGUGUCGCCGCGGCCGGGACGUGCGCGUGCAGUACGGCGGCGAGUGUGAGCUGCCCGACCCGUGCCGCGACCGCCGCUGCCCCUACGGCGCGCGCUGCGUGCCGGCGCCCGACGGCCGCUCCGCCAGCUGCGAGUGCCCGCGCCGCUGCCCGCUGUACGGCGACCACCAGGCCUCGCGCCCCGUCUGCGGCCAGGACGGCGUCGACUACCGCGACCAGUGCGAGCUGCGGCGCGCCGCCUGCGCCGCCUCCAAGGAGGUGGCCGUGCGCUUCCACGGCAAGUGCGACCCGUGCCAGGCGGUGACGUGCUCGGAGCCCGAGGUGUGCCAGCUGGACGGAGACCGCAACCCCGUGUGCCGCUGCGGCGACACCUGCUCGCUCGAGUUCACGCCCGUCUGCGGCUCCGACGGCAAGACCUACUCCAACGAGUGCGUGCUGCGCCAGGAGUCCUGCAGGUCCCGGCGCGCCCUCAGGAUCAUCUACCGCGGCAAGUGCAGCUCAGGCGUGAACCCGUGCAGCUCGCUGCGCUGCGCGCCGGGCCAGGAAUGCGCCAUCAGCAAGUACGGCAUCGCGGAGUGCGCGUGCCCGCCCGACUGCGAGCCCGUGAUGCGGCCCGCGUGCGGCGACGACGGCCGCACCUACGACUCGGCCUGCGAGAUGCGGCGGCAGGCGUGCCUGGAGAAGCGCGAGGCCAGGGUCGCCUACAGCGGGCCCUGCGGCGGCACGGGACCCUGCGCCGGACAGCGCUGCGACCACGGCGGCACGUGCGUGGAGCGGGAGGGCCAGGCGGUGUGCGAGUGCCCUUCCUGCAGCGCCGAGUUCGACCCUGUGUGCGGGUCUGACGGCAUCUCCUACGGCAACGAGUGUCGCCUGCGGCUGGAGGCCUGCCAGCACUCGCGCCAGAUACGGGUCCUGUACCGCGGCCUCUGCAACGGCUGUGAAAACAAGAAGUGCGACUUCUACGCCGUGUGCGAGAGCGACGGCACGGACACGGCCAAGUGCGUCUGCCCCGAGAAGUGCCCUGAGGCGUACGCUCCAGUGUGCGGCACAGAUGGCAACACCUACAACAACGAGUGCGAACUGCGCGUGUCCUCGUGCCGCAACUCGCAGUUCGUCGUGCUGGCCUACAAGGGAGAUUGCGACCUGUGCGAGAACGUGGUGUGCAAGUUCGGUGCGCGCUGCGAGGCGGGCGAGUGCGUGUGCCCCACCAACUGCAGCACGGGCUCCAGCGAGCCGGUGUGUGCCUCCAACAUGGUCACCUACCCCAGCGAGUGUGAGCUGCAGCGCGCCUCGUGUCUGCUCCCCGUUGGCGUCCCCCCACUCGCCGUCAUCUUCUACGGCGAGUGCCGCGAGAAGUUCGGCGUGGCACUCACCACCGCCACGUCGCCGACGCUGCGGCAGACGGCGCGGCCUGGCGAAGCGCCCGAGCAGGAAGCGUGCAGAGACAUCCACUGCUACUACGACGCCACCUGUGAGCUGGGGCCGGACAACUUCCCCCGCUGCUCGUGUCGCUUCAACUGCUCGCACGAGGAGGGCGAGAGCGAGGCGGUGUGCGCGUCCGACCUGCGCAUGUACCCGUCUGCCUGCGCCAUGAGGAUGGAGGGCUGUCAGCGGCAGGAGGAGCUGCGGCUACGGCCCCUCGACCUGUGCGAAGGCAUGGAAGUGAAGCCAUGUAGCGGGCAGGCCCCGCUCGUCAGCCCAGACACCCGCAGGGACUACGACUGCGGCAAUGGCCCCAACAGACAGGACUGCCCCGCGGGGAGCUACUGCCACCAAACGUCACACUUUGCCAAGUGUUGCAAGAAAGACAUGAGUGCGAGCCUGAAGAGCUGCGAGGACUCGUGGUACGGCUGCUGCCCCGACAGCAAGACUCCGGCGCUCGGCUCCGACAACGCAGGCUGUCCGUCCAUGUGUGGCUGCAACAAGCUAGGUUCCUUCUCCGACACGUGCGACCCCAUAUCGCAGCAGUGCUCUUGUAAGCCAGGCGUGGGAGGCCUCAAGUGUGACCGCUGCGAGCCGGGAUUCUGGGGACUGCCGAAAAUAUCCGAAGGACAUGAAGGCUGCAUACCUUGCGGCUGCUCGCAGUUUGGCUCGGUGAGAGACGACUGUGAGCAGAUGACGGGCAGGUGCGUGUGCAAGCCCGGCGUGCACGGCCAGAAGUGCACCGUCUGCACGGGCGAGAACAAGGUGCUGGGACCAGGAGGCUGCACAUCCGCGGACUCCACCACUCCGGUGCCGACCUCGUGCUCCGAGCUGACGUGCUACUUCGGAGCAGUCUGCGAGGAGCAGGACAGCCACGCCAAGUGUGUUUGUCGAUUUGUGUGUUCGGAAGACUUCGACAGCAUGCAAGCGGUCUGCGGAAACGAUGGGCAGACUUACGGCUCCGAGUGCCAGCUCAAGCUAUUCGCGUGCCGCUAUCAGAAAGAUAUCGUGGUGCAAGCCCUCGGCCCUUGCAAAGAGGAAAUGUUUCCCGGCACCGACUGGCCCAUCAAGCGGUCGACGGCACACCGCUACACGGAGCCGGAGGACGUGAGCUCGCCCCUCUACAAGUCCACCCGACACCUGCUGGUCCCUGAGCCGCCCAGCCACCGCUUCUACUACAACAGCCGGCCCGAGGAGACCAACAGCCUCACCUCCGCUUCCCUGCAUCACCUCACCCGGGGCAAGAACCUGGACAACAACAUCUACUAUGCGGCGGGCUACCGACCGACCCCGGCCACCAUCAGGGUGAUUACGGCGCUGUUGGGCGACCUGUGCAAGGUGGACGCGGACUGCGAGGUCAAGUACAGUCAGUGCGUGGCCGGCAGCUGCAUCUGCAAGGAUGGUCACGCCGAGACUCCGGACAGGCAGGAAUGCCUGGCCAACACACCGCCUCUGCAGCCAACAGUGGAGUUUCAGGCGUGCGUGUCGUCACCGUGCCACCACGGCGGCAGUUGCAUUGACCUGCCGCAGGGACAGUACCGGUGUCAGUGCACGCCACAGUGGACGGGUGCGCAGUGCGCAGAGCCACUUGUGCAGCGAGCUUACCAGAUACCUUCGUUCGAUGGUCACUCCUAUGUGCAGCUUAAGAGACUGAAAGCUUACAACAAGCUGAGCCUUGAAGUCGAAUUUAUGACCUAUGCUAAUGAUGGCAUCAUUAUUUACAACCAGCAAAAGUUUGACGGGACAGGAGAUUUUAUAUCACUUGCCAUUGUAAAUGGGUACGUGGAGUUCCGCUACAACCUGGGCAACGGGCCGGUGACCAUCACAUCGCUGGACCGCGUGGAGAUGAAGAGGUUUCACCGGGUGGUGGUGAAGCGGUACCACCGGGACGGCAUGCUGAAGCUGGAUGACUCGGAGGAUGUGGCGGGGCAGUCCCAGGGCACGCUCAAGGCGCUGGACCUGGUGGAGGACGCCUUUGUCGGCUACGUGCCCACCAACGUGACCAGGGUGUUCGAGAACCUGGGCACGGCGGUCGGGCUGACAGGCUGCGUGCGCAAGCUGAAGAUUGGGCGACGCCAGGUGGAGCUGCACGAGGGCUACGACCUCAUGGUGGAGAAGGUGGUGGGGGUGCGAGAGUGCGGCGAGAACCCCUGUGCCAGCCUGCCCUGCUUCAACUCGGGCACCUGCCACGCGCUCGACUCGGAGACCUACAAGUGCGCUUGCACCCAGGAGUUCACAGGUAUCUACUGCGAGAGCAGGGUGAACCCGUGCAUCUCAGACCCCUGUAUGCUGGGGUCCACCUGCGAGGCCCUGCUUCAGGGGGGCUUCGUGUGCAAGUGCUCGCCCGGGAGGAAAGGAAAGUCCUGUCAAGAUUUGGACGCCAGCACCCACGAUGUGUUCAUCCCAGAGUUCAGCGGGGAGGCAUUCCUUGAACUGCCCCGCCUGGAAGGCGUGGGACGUGCCUUCUCUCUCCAGAUAUGGUUCAUGUCUCGGGCUGAAGAUGGCAUCCUCUUGUACAACGGACAACUUACAAGUGGGAAAGGGGAUUUCAUCUCCGUCAACCUUGUGAAAGGACACGUCCAGUUCAAGUUUGAUCUGGGAAGUGGAGCAGCGAAUCUCACGACGGCCGAGGCGAUCGCGCUCGGGGAGUGGCACUCUGCGAAGGUGACGAGGACCAACCAGGAGGGCACCCUGCAGCUGGACGACGGGGCGGUGGUGCGAGGCUCCUCCACGCCGCCCUUGAACGAGCUGAACCUCGAGCUGCCCCUCUACGUGGGCGGCGUCCCGUCCCUGGCGGAGGUGAACAGGGAUGCGGCCGUGGUGGGUGGCCUGAAGGGCGCGGUGCAGCGGCUGAUAAUCAAUGGGCAGGCGUGGAGCCUCGUGGAGCAGGCAGAGAGCGGCCUAGUGGCAGAGAUGGGAGUGACGCGCUACGAGGGAGGCCCAUGCCCGCUCAAUGCCAGCCCCUGCGCGAACGGUGGCCUUUGCCAGCCCGUCCUGGCCACAUACGUCUGCAAGUGCCCCAUGAAGUACAUCGGCAAGCACUGCGAGGAGUUUGUACAAAAUAAUGAGCUGCCGAGACCCAUCCAGUUCACUGGAGAAACAUUUUACCAGUAUGCCAACAAGGUCAGCAAAAGUACUAACAUCUCCUUUGCUACUAACGAAACAAAUAUAGAAGACGACGAAUAUGAUGUAGAAGAAGAAGAAGAAGACGAUGAGGAACCAGAUGAAAAUGAUGAAACAGAGGAAGGUAUUUACACAGAGUAUGACAUGAAUGAAGAAGGGGACAUGUAUGAUGAAGAUGACAUAGAAUUCUUCCACAGAGGAAGAAAGGGUGAGCGUACAAACCGUUAUGAGAUCACCUUCCGAACCACCGAGCUUCAUGGCCUGCUGCUGUGGAUGAACAAAGGACGGACACUGAAGGGCAACUACAUAGCCAUCGCUAUUGUCAAUGGAUACGUUGAGCUGUGCUUCAAUCUUGGCCGACAGCACACGUUUCUUCUCAUAAAGUCAAAGGUGAACGUUGCUGACGGCGCGUGGCACACGGUCGUGGCACAGCGGCGCAAGAGGCUCGGCCACCUGCAGGUUGACGAUGAGCUGCCUGCCAAGGGCGUGGCGGAACGUGGCGCGACGCUCCUCAAAACCAACGGUCGCCUGUGGAUAGGCGGUGCCCCUACGCUCCCAUCUGGUCUCCCAGCAUCCUACUACCUGGGCUUCAGUGGCUGCAUAGAGAAGAUAAGAGUCUCCAAGAAGCUACUAGACCUGUUUAACCGACUUGGAAAUGACAGGUCCCUCAUGCAUUUCUGUCACGAGAACGAUGUUUGAUCUACAAGCGCUACAGUAGCAAACACUUCACGAGGCCUGGUGACACAUUACUCAAGAUUCAGCUUCUCAGGAUCCGGAAGUGUGUUGUGCGGGUAUAAAUUUAACAGAAACACCACCUCCCUUUUAUUUUUAAAUAUUUUGGGGGGACAUAUGAGCAUAUUUUAUGGAAAACAGCAGCAAAAACGUCAUGAAGCAUUUGAAAAUUGACUUUGCUUGAGCUGAAAGUUGCAAAGAAUUUAGCCAAGAAAUAUCAAGCUCAAAUAUUUUAGGGCACUACUAUUAAUGCAAACUCAUGAAAGUCUUGGGAAAAAAAAGAGAACCUGUAGUAAAAUAAUGUACAUUGUCCAUAUCUUUCCAGUGCAUUUAAUAACUUGGCUUGUCCGGAUCUCUGAAGUUUUUGGUAAGCAUCUAUGUGAUGUAAAAAUAGAAAGUGUACACAUCUGAAAAAUUUAAGCUGGUAAACAAAAAAAAAUCAAUUUAGGGCAUUUACUUACUUUACUUGUGCUGUCAAUUGAAAAAAAAAAAAGGAAUUCAAUUUAAAAAGUAAAUAAUCUGUAGUAAUAUAAAUCUGAACUUUUUCACAAUGUUAAUGCUAUGCAGGGUUUUUGUAAAAUAAAUGUAUUAAUAUUUUAAUCAUAUAAUUUAUAAAAUUAAAAUUUGUGUUGGUACUGUUACUUUUAAGCAAAAAAAUUUUUCUUUCAGACUGCUAAAAAUCAACGAUGACAAAAAUUUCAGUUUCUGCUGUUGGGAAAAUAAUAUUAAAUCCUCAGUAAUAGCAGUUGUUAAAGCCCUUCAACUGAAGAAAAAUUGUCACACAGAGAAAUAGAAAAUGUCUGCUUAAACCAUAGCUAAAGAGUAAACAAAUUAAUAAUAUUUGUAAUCCCAGUACAUACCAAAAAAUAUGCUGUGAAAUAUCUUGGCUGGACUCAAAAUGCUCAUAAUAUUACAAAAAUUCUACCGAUUUUAUUCUGGUUUGCAUCCCUUGUAAAACCAAAUGGAAAUCUGUGACAGUAAGUUAAUGCAUACAAGGAAGACACUGUCUCUGAGACUGCUGAUAGUGCGUGUGUAAUUAGAAAAAGAAUAUUCUAGAAUGCGUAACAUGACAGUAUUAUACCUACAUGUAAUUAUUGAAAUGAGUUCAACGAUCUUCCAUAUUUUAAUACUAGAUAUGGUUAACCCAGGAUUAAAAUAUUUUCAAUGAGUUUCAUGUCUAGAUCAAAAUGUUAAGUGGAACUGAGACAUUUGAUUGCCAAAAAUUUUAUAAAUAUAUGUACAUAUGUGGUGUGAUUUGUGAGAGGCGAAUGAAUUGAAUUAAGUGUGUGUAAUAGUAUAAGUGUACCUCAGUGAUAAAUGUUUGCUUUUGAUGGGGUGUAAACAGUAUAAAGAAAGUAAGUUUGACUGUAAAAAAAAAAAGACCUUUGUUAAUUUCUGUACAUUAACUCAAAGAAGAGAUGUUAAAAUGUACUAGUUCUUACAACUGUGUAUGUAUAUACUAAGAAACUUAUGAUUUUCUUUCAACGUUUCGAAAGAAAUCACUAUCAUAUUAAUAUUAACACGCUAUGUGUAUACCUUAAGGCAAAAUUUUGCUUGCACAAGAAUUGUUAACCUAUUUUAAAUAUUAAAUGAAUUGUGAAACAUAUCAGAAAAAUAAAUCAUAAAAUAAGGCAUAAUCAUACAGAAUCAAACAAAAUAAUUCAGUUGCAACAAGCAACAACUCAAAAUUAUGCUAAGUGCAAUAAAUAUUGAGCAAAAAAAGAACAUAAUUUCAAGAUUGUGUUAUAGCAUUAGAAACUGUGUUAGUUAAUGUAUGAAAAGUUUAUGAUGAACAAAACUGCUAAUUUGGGAAACUAAUUGUUUUAUUUUAAGAAAUUGUGUAGUAGGUACCUUAUUGACUCAGUUUUCAACCACCUAUUUAAUAACCUUUUCCAGCAAACCAUCAAAAUCUGAAUUUAUGCUCUCCAAAAUAUGAUUACAGGAAAGCUUCACUAUAAUGAACAUGAAGGGACCAAAAAAUAGUUGAGUUUGUUAUACUGAAGUUCUUUCUACUGAAACAUAAGCAUUGUUAUAAAUAUGUAUACCGAUAAACACAUGAAACACCUUAAGUGUACUAAGGUUCAGUAUCUGUCAUUAGUCUAUGGCCGCUUGAAGAACCUGUUCACAUACUCUCUGCUGAUGCUUUAUCUAUGGUCAGGAGACACGUUGUAGGCAGAGCUGCCAACCUCAAAUCACACCCAUCGGUAAUGACAAUUAUAUGAAAAAAGUAUGCGUAAAUAAUUCACGAUAAAUUUUUCCUGAGGAAUUAUGACACACACAAGAUAAAACAAAGACAAGAAUAUCAAAAAAAAAAAUUAAAAAUAUAGGCCUAUGUAUAUGAAUACAAUGAAAAUUAAUGAAUCAAAGAAGAAAAAAAACUAUUUAAACAAUACAAUCAUCUGAAUAUGUAAGAUUGUCAAUAAUUGUACAGGAAAUUUUCAACCUUGCAAUUCAAAGUAUUCAAAGUUAUACUUUUGAACAACUGUCUUUUUAUUUGCUUCUUUUGUCCUGGUUGGAUAAGAACUGUCUUAUAAACAAACAACAGAAGACAAAUAAAAUAACUUGUAAACAAUAACUCUGCGUUCGUUACUUUCGUUUCUUCAGAUGUAGCAAAAACACUAUGAUAUGGAUUUAUUGCUCUUCAUGACUAUAAAAAGAUCCGCAUGUUUCUUUGAUUCAAUAUGCCAUCUACAUUCAUCCCUUCCGCAAUCGAAAAGUCACAUGUGCAUACAUUAAAAUAGCGUGGUGUUCCAAAACAUUUGAAGACAAGCAUGGCCAUUCUUUUGAAUAGUUAGGUCUUAGGUCGAAAGUUUUGAAGAAUUGCGUUCUUUACCCCCCCCCCAUAUACUUUUGUUCUGUCACACGCUUCAUUUCUACAACCAGCACUUAAGAACACAACACUAUUGAAAAACGUAAAAAAUUUCACGUCUGUAGACACGACAAAAACACUAUGAUGAAAAAAAAAUGACUUUCAAAAAAUAAAUUAAAACAACACAGGUUAGCCAAAGUACCGUACAAAAAUUAUCGUGAUGUAAGUAGCCAACAAACGAAAAGUCCGAGAAUAUGUACUAGUUGUAUCGUACAACGGACGUAAUACCAUCCCAUUAUUAUUUCAAAACACGAGAAUUAAUCUACUUAUUUCGACAGUACAUGCUACAUGCGGACACAUACUAGUUCCGUUAUUUGCGCAAACACGUGAUGUAUUCGAACUGCGUUCAUGAAACAGCGCAGCAGAAACGGAAUUUUUUCCGUUACCGUGCAGCACAAAGCCUUGUUUCCGUAAUAAACCAGCGAUGUUCUGUAAUUCCGUAAUUCGGUGUUAAAUCUGUAAUAAUUACAGAAAAUCCGUAAUGGUUGGCAGUUCUGUAGUAAGUUAUGUUUUUGUUUAUGUACACGCUGUUACGUUUGAAAAAGAAAAUUAAAAAUAAAGUACAAGUUUUUGGAUGGUAAUUUUUUUCAAAAUUUGCCUCAAGUUUGUUCGUUCAAGUGAAUAUUUUUGUUUCAGGAAGAAACAGACAGUCGUAAAAUUCGUUAAGAUGAAAUAAAAUUCAAGGUUAUUAUAUACGUUUUUGGCGGGACCAAACAAUGAGUUCGGUUAAGUGAAGUGUUUGUUUAACUGAAGUUCGCUGUACUGGUGCUUUCCUGUAUUUCCAUUUUAAACCACAUUAAAGUGCAAAUAAUAUUAUCAACAUAAUUUAUAUUAGUUUUAAGUACCAGUCAAAUGCACUGUACAAAAAAAUUAACAUAUAAAGAAAAUACACACCAUUGCACGAAGGAACAGGCAACAACCCACACCCAGUCUUGAAAUGAGAAUUUGUUGUACUGGCAUGUAUCACUACAGGAGACUCGAAGCGAGGUUAUAUUGGUAAUGUUCCACUUGUCGGUGUGUAGCUAAGCCGUCACGAGUGUCAGCUACGAUGAUCUGUGACGCUCCAAAUACCAGUGAACAGUUAACAUGUGGCACUAGCCUGGACAGUACUAGAACUUUUAAAUGUGAAGGAAUUCUGAAAUAUUUGGGGGAGCAGAUUCCAAACAACCAUCCACCCUCACACUAGGAAUAGCUAACUUAAUUAAUAGCUACACACAUACAGUAUAAAACUUGUGGGAGAUUUCUUGUGAGAGAGGAAGUAGAGGUCGGAGUGGAAAAAGAAAGAUCCCAAUGAUUGGAAUUGUGAUGUGAAGUGUCCUGCUGGAAAGUGUUUCUGGGAUCCCCAAUUUUCACAAUCAUGAUGGAUGAUGAGUAUGUGGAUGAAAUGAUGCAGGCAAUAUGCAAGGCUACAUUCAAAACUCAGUAGGAAAAUGAAAUUCAAAUAAAAACAUUGAUUUAA